This is a messenger RNA of Sebastes umbrosus (honeycomb rockfish), 2768 nucleotides long. RefSeq names its product muscleblind-like protein 1. Gene Ontology annotation, molecular function: metal ion binding. Bases 1090 to 2283 code for a protein of 397 amino acids. The record is from RefSeq and is a predicted model, not a curated record. Lineage: Eukaryota; Metazoa; Chordata; Actinopteri; Perciformes; Sebastidae. The transcript is spliced from 11 exons.
ACUGUGCCAACAGAGAGAGGAAGAGAGAGAGAGAGACACGCACACAGGAGAGAGAGAGAGAGAGACUGAAACCCCAUAAUGCACUGCACGCUGCAGGGCUGAAGUCGUGCAGAUUCAUCAGUUCCUGUUCAGAGGGAUUGUGUGUGAAUGCACACACACCCGUACACCCCAGACGGAGCACGAGUGAAACACACAAGACAACCAGGCAGAGAGAAGUGCCUUCUUUCGGUGACCCCUGUGGCUGUUUGGCUCCACUGAAGCCGCCUCUGCCUCUGUGCCUGUCCAUGUGUGCCGGAGUUGCCAGCCACACCAGGAGCCCCAGGACUGCCAGGACUGCCAACACCGUCCGCUGAGCCUCUCUCCACGCCACUGACACCUCCCUCCUUCCCUCCAUCACCUGCUCUGUCUGCCAGCCAGACCUCGCUCCAUCCAUCCAUCCAUCCAUCCAUCCAUGCCACUCAGUCCUCCUCUGUGGAAGUCACCCCCCUCCUCUGCAGACAGAGCCAGAUACUGAAGACAGACAGCUUUUAUCGUUCUCCUGUGAGCGGAAGGAGAUUGUCUCUUGGCCGUCCUGUCCACUACAGCCUUCUCCUCCUCCUGCUCCUCCUUCUCCUCCUUCAUCCUCUCCUCCAGCCCUGCAUCUUUUCAUCAUGGGCCAGCUCGAUCGAUAAUGUGUUUUGCCAUUCAUCUCAUCUGACAGUUCAGCCGAGGAGCGAGGCGAUAGCCAGAACUGGUGUGUGUGUUUGAGAGAGAGAGAGAGAACGAGAGAGAGAGAGAGAUUACAAAGCAAACCCCUGUGGCCGUCACCAGCCCAGGCCCUGGGUGACAGGUGGUGAAGGAUUCCUAUAACAGCCACAAACAGACUCUUAGGAUGGGCCGCAGGUGGUAGGCGAGUCCCAGGCCUCACAGGCUUCACCUCAGAACCAAAACCCUGGGGACAAAACCUCUUAAAACUACUCUUUUUCCCAUGUCCUUUACCUAUUCUUUCUCAUUAUUUGCCCCAGUGUCAUUAGAAACACAAAGACGCAUAUAUAACUGCAUUCGCUGGAUACCAAUUCCUUUUAUUCGACCCCUCCUGCCUGGUUCCAAAUGGCGGUGAAUAUGUCACAGAUCCGGGACACAAAGUGGCUGACAUUGGAGGUUUGUCGGGAGUUCCAGAGAGGAACGUGUUCGCGGCCGGACAGCGAGUGCAAGUUCGCCCACCCUGCCAAGAGCUGUCAAGUGGAAAACGGCAGAGUCAUUGCUUGUUUUGACUCACUCAAGGGCCGCUGUUCCAGGGAGAACUGUAAGUACCUGCAUCCUCCCCCCCACCUAAAGACCCAGCUGGAGAUCAAUGGGAGGAACAACCUCAUCCAGCAGAAAAACAUGGCCAUGCUGGCUCAACAGAUGCACCUCGCCAACGCCAUGAUGCCCGGCACACAGCUACAGCCAGUGCCCAUGUUUUCAGUCACACCCAGCCUUGCAACCAAUGUCAAUGCUGCUGCGGUAGCAGCCGCUGCGUUUAACCCCUACCUUGGCCCCGUGUCGCCCGGCCUGAUGCCUGCGGACAUGCUGCCCAGUGGCUCCGUACUGGUCACCAGCAACCCCAAUGUCCCCGUACCAGCUGCUGCUGCUGCCGCUGCACAGAAACUCAUGAGGACGGACAGACUGGAGGUGUGUCGGGAAUACCAACGGGGAAACUGCACGCGUGGGGAGAACGACUGCCGCUUCGCCCACCCUUCGGAUAGCACUAUGAUCGACACCAACGACAACACGGUCACUGUGUGUAUGGACUACAUUAAGGGCCGCUGCUCGAGGGAGAAGUGCAAGUACUUUCACCCUCCGGCUCACCUGCAGGCCAAGAUCAAGGCCGCGCAACACCAAGUCAACCAGGCUGCGGCUGCUGCAGCCAUGACUCAGUCGGCUGUCAAAUCGCUGAAGCGACCCUUCGACGCAACUUUUGACCUGGGGCUCUCUCCCGUCUUGCCUCCUUUACCAAAGAGACCUGCACUUGAAAAAGCCAACGGUGCCACCACUAUGUUCAAUGCUGGCAUGUUCCAAUACCAACAGGCCCUGGCCAACAUGCAGUUUCAGCAGCAGGCUGCCUUCAUACCAUCAGGCUCGAUAUUUUGCAUGGCACCUGCAACAAGUGUUGUACCCAUGAUGCACGGUGCUAAUCCGGCCGCUGUGUCUGCAGCCAACACAUCUGCCACAAGUGUUCCCUUUGCAACCGCAACAGCCAAUCAGAUUCCAAUGAUAUCUGCAGACCAUCUGACGAGUCACAAGUAUGUGACCCAGAUGUAGGAGUCUUAAUCAGAACAAUGGAAGCUGGAGCUCGUUGGUGUCGAGUCCAAGAUUAGCGAUCACCCCUCAUGCCUGUAACAUCGAGAGCAAGACGGAGAACCAAAUCCAAAUGGGUUUGGGAUAAAUCUGCAUGUUAACAUAGGAGGCACAGUUUGUUAGGAUCGUUUUCAUGUGAACUUCAUGCACACACUAUUAUACAACAACAACAACAGAAAAAGAACAUCAUUUGCAUUAAAGACUGCCUUUCGCUCUGUGGAGGCAACUUAACCUUUAUUCACCGGACACACUUUGAAUGUUAACAUGAGGUAAACGAGUGGAGCAGUUGUCAUUGACUUGAUUGGUACGUCCAUUGACCAAGAAUCAUGACCUAUGUUGUUUGUUUGUUUAUUGGUUGGUGGUCUUUCACCUAAAUGUGUUCAUUUGUUUACACAGAAUGUGCACCUUGUAUUUCAUUUGAGGUAAAAGAAACGAAUGAUCUGACUGAA